This is a messenger RNA of Perognathus longimembris pacificus (Pacific pocket mouse), 1002 nucleotides long. Its product is annotated as olfactory receptor 5T3-like. The record is from RefSeq and is a predicted model, not a curated record. The coding region runs from base 34 to 1002 and encodes 322 amino acids. Gene Ontology annotation, cellular component: membrane. Gene Ontology annotation, biological process: sensory perception of smell; G protein-coupled receptor signaling pathway. Gene Ontology annotation, molecular function: G protein-coupled receptor activity; odorant binding; olfactory receptor activity. Lineage: Eukaryota; Metazoa; Chordata; Mammalia; Rodentia; Heteromyidae. The transcript has a single exon.
UACGUCAUUUGGAAUCAAGAGGUCAAAAGUGCAAUGGACAGACUAUCAUCAGGUUUGGACAUAUAUAGAUUUUCUUUAAAGAACAUGACUGAAAUCACCACGUUUAUAUUGAUGGGUUUCACAGAUGAUUUUGACCUGAAAGUUGUCUUAUUUCUACUGUUUCUUGCAAUCUAUCUCUUUACACUGAUAGGAAAUUUGGGACUGGUUGUGCUGGUCAUUGGGGAUGCCCGUCUCCACAACCCCAUGUACUAUUUUCUCAGUGUCUUAUCAUUUUUAGAUGCCUGUUAUUCUACAGUUGUGACCCCCAAAAUGCUGGUCAAUUUCUUAGCAGAAGAUAAAUCCAUUUCAUUUAUUGGAUGUGCAACGCAGAUGCUUCUCUUUGUGACCUUAGGAACCACAGAAUGCUUUCUGUUGGCUGCAAUGGCUUAUGAUCGCUAUGUAGCCAUCUACAACCCUCUGCUCUACUCAGUGAGCAUGUCACCCAGUGUCUAUGUGUCCCUCAUCAUUGCCUCCUAUGUUGCUGGAAUUGUACAUGCUACUAUACACACAGUGGCUACUUUUAGUCUCUCUUUUUGUGGAUCAAAUGAAAUCAGUCAUGUCUUCUGUGAUAUUAUCCCAUUACUAGCUAUUUCCUGUUCUGAUAUUCAAAUGAACCAGCUUCUGCUCUUCUACUUUGUGGGUGCUAUUGAGAUGGUCACUAUUCUGAUUGUCCUGGUCUCCUAUGGUUUCAUUCUGUUGGCCAUUCUGAGAAUGCGUUCAGCUGAAGGGAGGAGAAAAGUGUUCUCCACAUGUGGCUCUCACCUAACUGGAGUGUCUAUUUAUCAUGGGACAAUUCUCUUCAGUUAUAUGAGACCAAGUUCAAGCUAUGAUUCAAACCAUGACAUGAUAGUGUCAAUAUUUUAUACCAUUGUGAUCCCCAUGCUGAAUCCUAUCAUCUAUAGUUUGAGAAACAAAGAUGUGAAGGAAGCAAUGAAAAAAUUGUUGAAAGAAGUUAGUAAAUGA